Messenger RNA from Adineta ricciae, 1359 nucleotides. The record is from the annotation of a GenBank genome assembly. Lineage: Eukaryota; Metazoa; Rotifera; Eurotatoria; Adinetida; Adinetidae.
AUGAGAGAUAUAGCAAAUAUACAUAUUCCAACAUCGACUUCAUCCCGAAGUGGACCGGUGUCUACAAAUUCAUGGGCUCCGGCAGUGACCACUGGAUUUGCUACACGAAGCAAAAUUCUUUUUGGUGUAUCUUUAACGGCCGGUAUAGUUGUCUGCUCUACAAUACUCCUUGUACCUAUACUUGUUACGCAUGGCGAAUAUGCGACAACCAUAGCAAUAACAAAGACCACAGCUAGUACAUCGACUAUCAAUACUACAUCGUCAUUUUCAUUCACAUUCACGUCCUCUACAACAUCAUCCACCAGCACGUUCUCCACAAUAACCUCAUCCACGAGCAGUUCGUCUACAACAACGUCAAUGGCUAACACGUCCUCUUCGACAACAUCUUCUUCCACAACAUCGUUCACCAGCAUAUCUUCUACAACAACGUCAUCGACCAGCACAUCCACUACAGCCACGUCCACUACAACAACGUCGUCAACCAGUACAUCCACUACAGCAACCUCCACUACAACAACGUCAUCGACCAGCACAUCCACUACAGCAACCUCCACUACAACAACGUCCUCGACCAGCACAUCCACUACAACAACGUCAUCGACCAGCACAUCCACUACAGCAACCUCCACUACAACAACGUCAUCGACCAGCACAUCCACUACAGCCACGUCCACUACAACAACGUCAUCGACCAGCACAUCCACUACAGCCACGUCCACUACAACAACGUCGUCAACCAGCACAUCCACUACAGCCACGUCCACGUCCACGUCCACGUCCACGUCCACGUCCACAACAACAAUAACAACAAAAGUCCAAUUAACAUUAACAAGUAUUGAUGGGAUAAUACAUGGUAUAUUUAAUACCAGUGUAGGUGGUAAUAGUAUGACAUCUACAUCAGGUUUUGACGUUGGCAAUUAUCCACCAGCUGAAUCACCCAACAAUGUAUGUGAUAAUAAUAUUAUGACGAAAUAUCUUAGUUUCGGCAGUUGUUCAGAAACAGAGCUCUUUGCGGCGUGUGGUUUAAAUACAGGCUUCUAUUUGGAGUUAUUGCAACAGUUCGUAUUAGUGACAGGAAUCCGCGUUUGUACAGCUACUGAUUAUCCAGAACGUGAUCCACUAGAGAUUUCACUGGAAGGAAGCAAUCGAACAGGAAUAUUUCUGACAUUAGGUUCGAGUUGGUCAUUAGUCUACAAUGGUAGCACUGGUCUCUCAGUAAAUCCUGGUCGAGGUAUCUGUGGAUCAGUUCAAUGGUUCACGAAUGCAAAUCAAUAUAAAAGUUAUCGAUUUCUUGUUUCAAACAAACGUGCAACAUCAAACAGUGUUCAAUAUUCUGAAGUGCAAUUAUUCACUUCGUAA